Messenger RNA from Colletotrichum spaethianum, 2385 nucleotides. RefSeq names its product oligopeptide transporter 6. The transcript is spliced from 7 exons. The record is from RefSeq and is a predicted model, not a curated record. The coding region runs from base 1 to 2385 and encodes 794 amino acids. Lineage: Eukaryota; Fungi; Ascomycota; Sordariomycetes; Glomerellales; Glomerellaceae. Gene Ontology annotation, molecular function: oligopeptide transmembrane transporter activity. Gene Ontology annotation, biological process: transmembrane transport.
AUGACGACUCCCGCUGCCGAAGCCAUUGUGGUGGGGGGACUAAACCCAGUCGAGGGCAAAGUCGUUACAAUCCCUUCCCACAAUGCCAUCAACGAGAAGGUCAGCAUCGACGAAGCAGGUAUUGGCAAAGAGCUGGCUUCCGAGAUCCAGGAUGUUCCAGCUUCGUUGCCAUCUGACGGAGGUAACCACGAAAAGGACGAUAAUAGCGACAAUGCCAUCAUUAUCACCGGUGCCGAUGCUGCCCGCUACUUGUUGCCGCUACGAGACGAUUUUGAUCCCUCCUUGACCUUUCGGAGCAUGUUCUUGGCAACCUGUCUCUCGGCUUUCCAAGCCGUCAUGAGCCAAAUUUACACGUUCAAACCCACCGCCGUCACUAUUUCUGGAACCUUCAUCGUCCUCAUUGGAUAUUUCGCUGGCAAGGCAUGGGCUAAGUUGUUUCCUCGCGGCGACAAACUCGAGGCUCGUUGGAGAGAGAAAAACGGCCAAGGCGAUCUUCCCGCAUGGAUCAAAUUUUUCAAGUUCAUCAACCCUGGGCCCUGGGGUCUGAAAGAGCAUGCGAUUUGCUCCAUUACUGCCACUUCCGCCUCCAACGCUUCCGCUAGUGUCCAAGUGUUUGCGGCGCAAGACCUCUUUUACGACUUGCCUCUGAGCGCGACAACAGUCAUUUUGGCUGUGAUCUCAAUCGGUUUAUUUGGCUAUGGCAUUUGCGGUAUCAUGCGCCCCAUCGCUGUCUGGCAUGUUGAUGCAGUGUAUUGGAGUACUCUUCCCACGGUCAAGACUCUCCAAGGACUUCACUGGCAAGAUUUGAAGAACUCUAAGCCUCUACGAUGGUUCUGGUACAGUUUUGUUGGAAUGUUUGUUUACGAGUUCUUCCCUGCAUACAUUUUCCCCUGGCUGAACUCGGUUUCGAUCCCCUGUUUGGCCGCGAUGAAUGCCACGGGUAGCAAGGCCGCGGUUCUCACCAACCUUUUCGGAGGUUCGAUCAACAACGAAGGGUUGGGGUUAUUUACUCUUUCCUUUGAUUGGCAAUACAUCACUUCGUUCAAUACGUCUCUUCCCCUUACGUUACAAGCUCAUUCCGCGAUCGGGUUUUUUAUUUGCUUCCUUGCUAUGAUUGGUAUUUACUACACCAAUGCCUGGGAUGCAAAGUCCCAACCCUUCAUGUCGACGCGGCUGCGAUCUGAGGAUGGUUCGACAUACCCCAUUGCCAAAGUGUUCACUGGCGGCAUCCUCAACCAGGAGGCCCUUGCCAAGUACGGCAUUCCUAGGCUUACAGGAAGUUUCGCGUACGCAAUGUUUAUGGCGAAUGCUGCUAUUGGUGCCUUGGUAGCCCACUGCUUCUUAUUCUGGGGCGGAGACGUGAAGCGGGCUUAUCAAAGUGCAAAAAGCGGAAGAUAUGACGACCGUCAUCAUAGCCACAUGACGAAACACUACAAGGAGACGCCGUGGUGGUGGUAUGUGGUUGUGCUUGUCGCCAGCUUUGUCCUCGGUCUUGUCGUUGUCUGCACCCAAAACGUCACGCUUCCUGCAUGGGCAUACGUUGUCUCACUUCUGCUUGGUAUCUUCAUUGCUCCGUUGAGCACGAUUCUCUAUUCUCGUUUUGGCAAUGGAAUUGCUACGAACAACUUAUCGAAAAUGCUGGCAGGUCUCAUCCUUCCUGAGCGGCCCAUUGGUAACAUGUAUUUUGCUGCUUGGUCGCACAAUGUCAUUUCGAAUGCUGUUAAUCUUUCCAACGACCUGAAGAUGGGUGAAUAUCUCAAGAUCCCUCCCAGAGUCAUGUUCCUCACCCAGAUUUACGGUACCAUUCUGGGUGGCUUUAUCAAUUACGUUGUCAUGAUUUCCAUUGUGAAUGGAAAUCGUGAGCUCCUCGUGGACAGCGACGGUAACAGCUCUUGGAGCGGCGCAACUAUGCAGUCGUACAACACCAAUGCCACCUCUUGGGCGCUUGCCAAGUACCUCUACAAGACUGGCGGCAAAUACUCGCUUGUCCCAAUUGGCUUGGGCGUUGGUUUCGGCAUUGUCGUCGUCCAUCGUGUUAUCGCAUACUUCGUUCCCAAGAUCCGAGGCCACUCUCUGUCAGAGCUCAACAUGCCUCAGCUCAUCCAGUAUGCCGGCUACAUCCCUUACAACGCCUCUCAAACAUGCGUCAUCUUCAGCCAGGUUAUUAGUGGCUUCUUUGUCCAAUUCUACCUCCGCAACUAUCGCCCCCGCAUCUUCAAAGACUACUCGUACCUCAUCACCGGUGCGUUUGACGGCGCUAGUCUCACGGUUCUUUUCAUUCUGUCAUUUGCUGUCUUUGGAGCUGGCGGUCCAUCCAUUCCUUUCCCCACUUGGUGGGGCAACAAUGCUGAUGGAUACUACGAUCAUUGCCCAGCGACUGAGUAA